AUGUAUAUGCGGGUAAUUACAGGAUUGAAUGAAAAAAUUCGUGGGUCUUUAUUUCGAAGAAAAAUUAGUGGUCCCACUCCUCUCUACAAAACACCUCUUCGAUAUAUUUGGUUCAUUUUUUUCUACAUAGACAUAAUAUUGUUAUAUAUAUUCAUUUUUUCAUCUUUUUUUUCAAUAAUAUUGCGUCAAGAGUGUUUUGACAUUUACCCCAUUUUUUUUUUCACUGCGGCUAAUUUGGUUUCCAGCUUAUUCAUCGAUUUUUUUUUUACAUUGAUAAAAGGCGAAGAAGUUGUAAGCGAGGAUGAGAUUAUCAUAUCGACAUUUUUGACGAUAAUGUUUUGCAGUGUUAAGGUCGCUACAAAUGUAUGCACAUUUUAUUUUUCCCUUAUGAUGUCCGGGAAAAUUAUAGAAUCAACCAAUGCAAAUAUCAAGACAAGAUGCCACACUUCUGUAGCAAAAUGGCUUUUGCUAAUUUGUAUAAUAAUAAACUCUUUCUCAAUUCUUGAAACGUAUGUUGAGUCCAUUUUGACUUUUUUCUCCAUAAUUCACUUUAAAAAGCAAGUGCAAAAUUAUGAAACGAUUGUUUAG
Messenger RNA from Plasmodium gonderi, 588 nucleotides. RefSeq lists its product as hypothetical. Lineage: Eukaryota; Apicomplexa; Aconoidasida; Haemosporida; Plasmodiidae. The transcript is spliced from 2 exons. The coding region runs from base 1 to 588 and encodes 195 amino acids. The record is from RefSeq and is a predicted model, not a curated record.